AUGGGUAUUAUUGAUAAAAUCAAGGCUAUAGAGGAGGAGAUGGCGCGUACGCAAAAAAACAAGGCAACUGAGCACCACCUUGGUCUGCUGAAGGGUAAAUUAGCCCGUUACAGACAGCAGUUGUUGGCGGACGAAACUGCGUCAUCUGGAGGCGGAGGCAGUGGGUUUGAGGUGGCUAAGAGUGGAGACGCGCGUGUGGUGCUAAUUGGGUAUCCAUCUGUGGGUAAGUCAUCGCUACUGGGCAAGGUGACCUCGACAAAGUCCGAGAUUGCACAUUACGCAUUCACGACUUUGACGUCGGUACCAGGUGUGUUGAAAUACCAAGGUGCGGAGAUUCAAAUUGUAGAUUUGCCGGGUAUCAUUUACGGUGCAUCUCAGGGUAAAGGUCGGGGUCGACAAGUGGUUGCGACUGCACGGACUGCGGACCUGAUUUUGAUGGUCUUGGACGCAACCAAGGGCGCGCAUCAACGGGAAUCGCUAGAGAAAGAAUUGGAAGCGGUGGGGAUCCGUUUGAACAAAGAGAAACCCAACAUCUACUACAAGAAGAAGGAAACCGGCGGGAUAAAGAUCAAUUUCACAGCGCCGUCGAAGGCGAACCUAACGGAGGACGCGAUCAAGUUGAUCCUGCGAGACUACCGGAUCCACAACGCGGAAAUCCUGGUGCGGGACGACAAGUGCACGAUCGACGACUUCAUCGACGUGCUGAACGAGCAACACCGCAACUACAUCAAGUGCCUGUACGUUUACAACAAGAUCGACGCGGUUUCGUUGGAGGAGGUGGACCGGCUGGCGCGCGAGCCCAACACGGUGGUGAUGUCGUGCGAGAUGGACCUGGGGUUGGACGACGUGGUGGACGAGAUAUGGUACCAAUUGAACCUGAGCCGGGUGUUUACGAAGAAGCGCGGGGUGAGGCCGGAUUUCACGGACCCGCUGGUUGUGCGGCACAAUUCGACGGUGGGGGACCUGUGCCACUCGAUCCACCGCGACUUCAAGGACAAGUUCAAGUACGCGCUGGUGUGGGGGUCGUCUGCGAAGCACUCGCCGCAGAAGUGCGGGCUGACGCACCGGGUCCACGACGAGGACGUGGUGAGUUUAUUUACGAAGUGA
Lachancea fermentati is the source of this 1107-nucleotide messenger RNA. Lineage: Eukaryota; Fungi; Ascomycota; Saccharomycetes; Saccharomycetales; Saccharomycetaceae. The record is from the annotation of a GenBank genome assembly.